CCGAGAGCCCGGUCAGUUCUCUUUGCCGAGCGACUGAGAGACUUUCUGUUCCUCUCCAGCGUUGGCAGCGGUGGGUGGGUGGGGGGGGUGGAUUCCACCCCUCAGUAAUGCCUCCGGGGGGUCCAUGAGACGGGAAGAAGGUGCUCACCCUUUGACGGACGCCCACCCGACUUGCCCGGCCAUGGAGUGCGUGCAAGUGCCCCCGAUGCAGCAGCAACAAGGGAAAGCUGCCGAGGGGGACCCUCUCCUGCUGCUGCUGCCUCCCGAGGUGCAGAAGGAGGAGGCUGAGGCAGUGCUGAGGGCUUCUGACCCCUGGGCUGCCUCCCAAGAUGACAGCGGCCCAGGCGGGACGGGACUUCGAGACGCUGCGGACUUUUCAUCACGUCUCCAAAAUCCGGACGGCCUUCGCUCCUCGCCUAUCUCUCCCGCUGUAGGGGGCCAUCCCGAUGGAGGUAUGGUGGGCCGUUCUGCUACGACGGAGGGUUUGCAGGAGACUGGUGCUGAAGCCGGAGAGCCCUUGCAGCCAAAUGGGAAAGAGACGUCAGGCCUUUCAGUCCAGGAGGAUCUGUCGGUUGGUGCGGUGGCCCGUGGAGAUGCCUCUUUGGCCACGGAGGCGGAUAUGACUGCCCGAGAAUGCCUUAGGGACGCGGAAAAGUCUCCCCAGCAGAACAGCUGCUUGCAGGAGACAUCGGACUCCCCCUCUCAGAACUGCAGCUUAGGCGUGGGCGCGGGAGCCGCUGGAGAAUACCUGCGGGACGACCCGUUGGACCAGGCCUCUCCGCCUGUGGAAGACGGGAAGCUCAGACCUGGGGCCAAGCGGGUCACGUUCCCUUCUGACGACGACAUCGUGUCGGGGGCUGUGGAGCCCAAAGACCCUUGGAGGCACGCUCAGAAUGUAACCGUGGAAGAAAUUCUCACUGCCUACAAGCAAGCCUGUCAGAAGCUGAACUGCAAACAGAUUCCCAAACUGCUGAAGCAGAUCCAGGAAUUUAAGGACCUGACGCCCAGGAUAGAUUGCCUGGAUCUGAAAGGCGAGAAGCUGGACUACAAAACCUGCGAGGCCCUGGAAGAGAUCUUUAAGCGGCUUCAGUUCAGGAUCGUGGACCUGGAGCAAACCAACCUGGAUGAGGAUGGUGCCUCGGCGCUGUUCGACAUGAUCGAAUACUACGAGUCGGCCACGCACCUCAACAUCUCCUUCAACAAGCACAUCGGCACACGCGGCUGGCAGGCCGCCGCGCACAUGAUGCGGAAGACGAACUGUCUCCAGUACUUGGACGCCCGCAACACGCCCCUGCUGGAUCACUCGGCCCCCUUCGUGGCGCGCGCCCUGCGCAUCAGCAACAGCCUGGCCGUGCUGCACCUGGAGAACGCCAGCCUGUCCGGGCGCCCCCUCAUGUUGCUGGCGACCGCUCUGAAAAUGAACGUGAACCUGAGAGAGCUGUACCUGGCCGACAACAAGCUGAACAGCCUUCAGGACUCCGCUCAGCUCGGCAACCUCCUGAAGUUCAACUGUUCCAUUCAGAUCCUGGACCUGAGGAACAACCACAUCCUGGACUCAGGGCUGGCCUACGUCUGCGAAGGGCUGAAGGAGCAGCGGAAAGGCCUGGUCACGCUGGUGCUGUGGAACAACCAGCUGACUCACACCGGCAUGGCAUACAUGGGCGUGACGCUGCCUCACAUGCAGAGCCUGGAGACGCUGAACCUGGGCCACAACCCCAUCGGCAACGAAGGCGUCCGCAACCUGAAGAACGGGCUGAUUGGCAACCGCUCGGUGCUCCGGCUGGGCUUGGCGUCGACCAAGCUGACGUGCGAAGGUGCGGUGGCCGUGGCCGAGUUCAUCGCCGAGAGCCCCCGCUUGCUCCGCCUGGACCUGCGGGAAAACGAGAUCAAGACCGGGGGGCUGAUGGCCUUGUCCCUGGCCCUGAAGGUCAACCACUCCCUGCUCAGACUGGACCUCGACAGGGAGCCCAAAAAGGAAUCGGUGAAGAGCUUUAUCGAGACACAGAAGGCCCUCCUGACCGAAAUCCAAAACGGCUGCAAGCGUAACUUUGUCCUGGCCAAAGAGAAGGAGGAGAAAGAGCAGAAGCUCCAGCAGUCCGCCUCCAUGCCCGAAAUCACCAUCACCGAACCCCUCGAAGAAGGCCCCGUGGAAGUCUCCGGGCCCAAUGGCGACACGACACCCACGCUGGAAGAGGGAGAGGAAGUCGGGGAGGCAUUGACAUCCCAGGAGAACGGGACCCCAGAGAAGACGGCCGUCGACGGCAACAACGAGUCCUCCGAAUCAGAUUCGGACACGGACGAAGAGGACGACGAAAAGUUGGAGAUGAAGGAUCUUGCUCAGCUGCAGAAAUGCAGGGAGCCGGAGCAUACCGAUCCCCCCAAGCCGUGUCUUUCCCCCAUAAAAGCCAAGGAGCCCCUUAGCUCUGAAACCAGAGUCCACACUACAGAGGAAAUAAAAUGUGAAUCUAGAGUGGGAGUUACGAGCGGGCCCCCAACGCAAACCAGCUCUCCCGGGAACGAGAGGCGGAUUGCAGUUUCCAGCCCUGGCCGAGGUCACAAAAUCUUCGUGGUGACGCGGGUGGAGAGCCUGCCGGAGAAUGCGGAAGAAAAGAGUAUGCGGCAAGAGGGUGGGCCACUUCCGCAGGCCAGCCCACUACAGCAGGCAAACCCUCCUGCCCGGAGCCGGCCGACAAAGACUGACUGCUUGGACGGGCGGGUGAACGAGACUGUUGCCGUGUCAACGGCCAAUUCCGAAACGUCGGCCUCCGUACCGAGCUCCGGCUUGGGUCCCGAAAAGAUGAACUCAGGGCUUUGCACAGAUGCAGUUCUCAGCGUCCCGCUGCCUAACGGACUAAGGACGGAUUUUGCCCAUGCACUACCGGACGCGUCCUUGGGGCGCGACUGCAAAAUGGCCAGUUGCGCUGCGGAACAUGAGCUGAGCUGUUCCAAGAACGAGAAGGAGCUGGAGGAGCUGCUCUUGGAUGCGAGCCUAGAAAUGGGGCAGGAACCAAUGUGACACUUGAGUUCUGGGCCGUCCCGCAUAAGCGGAUUCUGUCUCGGGAAGCACCUGUAUAGUUCUACUCCCUUUCCUCACCAUGUGAUACUGGGGGGGGGGGGAGAAAACGCUGAGUUUGCAAUACAGAGGCCAAUGUGAUUUCCCCCUCCCUCCCCUAUUUCCCCCCCCCUCGCCUUUCUUUUUGGCGGAACAGCUGUGCUCACAAUCUCAGCUACUGUGUUUCUUUCUCCCCCCCUCCCACGUGUUUCUUCUCGACUCAUCUUCCCUCCGAGAAAAGCAAGGAGGGGGGGGGCGCUCCUCAGGGUAAGGAGAAAAGUCGAGAAGACCUUGACCAAGAGAAAAGCUUCCUCGCUUUGAGGACAGUGCGGAAGUCUCACUGUCUCUGUCCGGCUCUGAAGCCUGACCCCCCUCCACACACACCGCCCCUCCUGGGGGGGGGGGGGCCUUGCAGGUUUUUUUCCUUCCGGAGUUUCUCUUCCAAGUUAAACUGCAAGGACACAGACUUGUGAAUUAUGGAUGAACGGGUUAAAGACGGACUUUAUAAAACGAAACCCAAAAAUGAAUGGGAGUGGGCGCUGUAUUCUUGCUUUGUCUGCACUACGAGUGCCGCGCAGGUUCCAGAAGAACCCAUUUCCCAAGACUGCGGGGAGAUAGCAGCGGCUCUCCUGUAUCGGGGCUGGCGGUGCCAUCGGGCCAUUGCUGCAGAUCUUCUGUCGACCCAAGCUGCUGUUCACAGCACAGAUGAUUAUUUAUUUUCUCGGUUUCCUCAUAACUGUGUCCUUCUUUUCCCCGUUUGUUUGUCUGUUUAUCACAACCGAAUGAGAACAGUUUUCCUUCUGCCCGUGAACUUUUCAGAACCACUUGGCCUCCUCCUAGUUGGCAGAGGGCCCCCCCCUUCAUUCCCCCCAAAUUUUGGAAGUCUCACCAAAUACAAAAAGAAGAAGAGAGAACAGUGGCAUGAUUUCCUGCGCACACGCAACUGUGCUCUCGUCCCUCGGGGAGCAAUUGCACUAAGACGAGGCCGGGCGGCCGUGGGCCCUGUUGCACGUGGGCGGGCCAUUUGCACCCAUUGGCUACCAACAGGAGAAGUUAGUGUGGUUUCAACUGUUCUUUCCCGCUUCUCGUCUUGGAGGGCAAAUGAAAGGCGUCCUCGGCACACCUCCUAGGAAGACUCUUCAAGCCGAACGCUGCUGGACUCUUUGGUAGACAGCCACAGCAGUGUCGGCAAAGCGGCUAACAGUCUCGGUCAAGGUAUCCUGUGCAGUGCGGGAGAGCGACCUCUUUCACACCAGGCGCCAGAUGGACACAAGAAGUCUCUUAGGAUGCUGCUGAUGUGUGGGGUUGCUUUAUCGUUUCCUUUUUUGUCGUUGCUGUUUCUAAGUUGCCCACCCCUCUUCAUGUUGCUGGCUUAUCCCCAUGGUUCCUGCACGUCCCCCGAGGGGCAGAUCGGGAACCUAGCCGGGGCAUCUCACUACGAACAGUCGAAUAGGAAAUCUGAUCCUUCCCAAAGGACGUGUAGCUGCCUCUUAACCCCGGGGCCCUUCAAAGUAACAUUCUUUUUAUUUUUUUAAGAGCGAGGUCGAACACCUCCAAACCAAAGUUUCUUUUCCUUAAUUAAAAAAAAAAAGUGCGGUGGGGGGGUUGUACCAGUUGCUGAAUCGUGAAGCAUUAUUAAAAAUUGUGUACAGUUCGGGGGGGAAGGGGGAAUGAAUCUCGUGGCAGGAAAGCCCCCCUCCCCCCCUGGUCAAAAUUGGUUUCUUCCUCAGUAUCAAAACUGGAGGGUUGCUGCGGAAAGUUUGUGGGGAGGGGGCUGACUAUUUCUCAGGGAAAGGGCUUUUUUUCUUUUUUUUUUUGGGGAAA
Gekko japonicus is the source of this 4876-nucleotide messenger RNA. RefSeq names its product protein phosphatase 1 regulatory subunit 37 (gene PPP1R37). The record is from RefSeq and is a predicted model, not a curated record. Gene Ontology annotation, molecular function: protein binding. Bases 125 to 3016 code for a protein of 963 amino acids. NCBI's taxonomy places the organism in Eukaryota, Metazoa, Chordata, Lepidosauria, Squamata, Gekkonidae. The transcript is spliced from 13 exons.